This is a messenger RNA of Quercus lobata, 1100 nucleotides long. Its product is annotated as protein YLS3-like. The coding region runs from base 349 to 948 and encodes 199 amino acids. Gene Ontology annotation, biological process: lipid transport. The transcript is spliced from 3 exons. NCBI's taxonomy places the organism in Eukaryota, Viridiplantae, Streptophyta, Magnoliopsida, Fagales, Fagaceae. Gene Ontology annotation, molecular function: lipid binding. The record is from RefSeq and is a predicted model, not a curated record.
CUAUGACUAAAGAAAGAAAAGGUGCUUUAGUAGAUUUCAUCAUGUGCAUUUAGAGGAAUGAAGUUUUAGUUACUUUUCUUGCAUCCUGCUGCAAUCAUAGAAUGCCACAUCUAGUAAGAUAGCAAUUGUUGAGAUAUUCUUAAGAGUGCACUACAUAUCAUUCGAUGUGGAAUGUUAUCAACAAGUAAUAAUUCAAAAGUAGUGCUAAACUUGGUGAUUGUAAUAAUAAAAGUAGUCACAACCGAGGACAAAGCAGAUGAAAUGAUAGACUCCACUACCACCUAGCUCAUUUUAAAUAGCCUAAGCAUAAAUUGAGUUUGGACCCCUCUUUCUGUGUGUGUAAACAAAAUGGCAAUAGCCUUACACUUGAGCACUUUGAUACUUCCAUUCCUAUUAGUGCUAAUGUCAUUUAUGGUUAGCUAUACAAUGGCAGAUGCAGCCAAAGACAGAGAGGAGUGUGCACAACAACUAGUAGGAUUGGCUACAUGUCUGCCUUACGUUGGUGGUCAAGCAAAAGCACCUACACCAGACUGUUGUAGUGGUCUUAAACAAGUCCUAAAGGACAACAAGAAGUGCUUGUGUGUCAUCAUCAGAGAUCGUAAUGAUCCUGAAUUAGGACUACAGAUUAAUGUUACACUUGCUUUGGGCCUGCCUUCUGUUUGCAAUGCCCCUGCUAAUGUCUCCCAGUGUCCUGCUCUUCUACACUUGGAUCCUAAUUCACCAGAAGCUCAAGUUUUCUACCAAUUGGGAAGGAGUUCUAAUCAAAGUGAUGGUAGUCCUGCUCCUAGUCCUAGUGGUGGAGGGAGUUCUGCGAGUGCCAAAAGUGAGGGGACUAGUGGUCAGGACAAGAAUGAAGGUUGUUAUGGUCAAAAGAGAUGGUUUGGAAUGGAGAUUGUUAUUGGCGGGGUCUUAACAUGGUGUUUCAUUAGUUCACACUUGUUCAUAUAGGCACUUGGACUGUCACUGUUCAGUAACUUUGGCCUUGUAUGCUGUUUUGUAAUUGUUAUACUUAUGUUAAGUUCUUUUCAUUUAUUAAUACUCCCUACCUCUAUUUAUCUCAAAAUAAUAAUAAAAACCUUCCAACUCUCCCUUUUGAACUA